AUACAAUUUAAAUAAGAAAGUUUUUAAAUAUGAGUGAAAAAUUUGAGUUUUAUCCGUCAGAUACAAAUUUAACAAGUAUAAGUCAACGGAUUCCAAAUAAACACGUCCCUUCUAAACCAGCAAUUAUGCCAGAUUUUCCCAAAAUCGAUUUAUGUCAAACAAAUUGGCAACAAGAAGAUGCAAAUAUAUUAUCGUCGAAAAUCGCAUCGGCUAGUGUGCCAAAUAACGAUAGCGAUAAGGAGAAUGAUUCAUAUAAAUUAAUGCCACCGCCAACCGUUAACGAAAUUGAAUUUUUUUCAUGGACUCCAUACCUGAAUAGGAAUUUACAGAUUGCAGUUAAAGGACAAACUAAAGAUGGUUUUGAACGUGGACGUUCGAUUCAAAAAAGAUUAUCCAAUACGGAAUUGCUUGACAAAGGCUAUAAUAAACAAAAAUUACGAGGAACAAUCUCAAUAAACAAAGAUUUACCAAUGUAUAUAGUAGAAAAAUUUAAAAAUGGUUUCCCUGAAGAUUGGGAAACAGUUACUGCUACAUGGGCAGAUUACGUUCGGUUACAAAAACCAAACGAUUUUCAUUGGCCCCAAUCUAUAUCGGAUUUAAAUGAUGAAAUUAAUGACAAUCAAUCAGAAUAUUCGAAUAAAACUUGCGAUAGUAUAAUAUCGCACGAAAAUUCUACAUUAGUUCAAGACGAACCUUCUAAACGGUUUAUCAAUAAUACGUAUAAGUUAGUUGAAAGUUCCGAGGAACAAGUGAAAAUUUUAUCAAAUGUUUUAAUAAAAAAAUCGAAUUUAGAAAAACAAUCGCAAAAUACAGAAAAUAUAGUUUCCCAAUUACAAAAUCAACAAAAUGAUUGCUUAUUAGAAACAGUUAACGAAUUUAAUGAAAAUUCGCACUCAAAUGAUUCGGUCACGAAUAAUAGAAAACGAAAUCAUUCAACUGAAAAUAGUUCGAUGUCGGAAGAUAAUAAGAAUAAAAGAAUUAAACUUGCUAAAGUAGUUAAAUCAAUUGAGGGUUUAAUACAAAAUCUUAUUCAAUUAAAAGAUCAAAUUAUUGAUAUUGAUAGUGAAAGGGCGAAAGAACAAACCGCAAUUAAAUCUACCCAAACGGAAACGUUUGAAAUAAAUACAACAGAAAUUCCGGAAAUAAAAACUCCAUCAUUACCAAUAAGUCCUGAUAUAAUGGGUAUUCCAAGUAAAAAAUCCUCUCUAGUAAGCUCGACACGUUCUGCGUAUUUAAGAAACCGUAAAAUACGUAGAAAAAGUAAAAAUAUUUUACAUCAAAGUACUCAGAGUAGAAAUUUCGGACUAAGUAAUGAAAAAGUUGUCGAAAAUACGUCAUCAUCUGAAAAUCAAAGUUUCGAAACAAGUAAAACAUUAAUCGAUAUUGAUUUUACUCCGAAACGUACACUUGAAAGAUCUCCUAAAAUGAAAAAAUAUACGAAAAUUUCUACAAAUAAAAUGGAAGAAUACUCAAAAAAAAAUUAUCGCAAAGAGGCAAUCGAUUCACAAAAGGAUAACGAAAAUGAUACAAGAAAUUCAUUUGUAUGGGAAGGUCCCUAUAAUGUAAAUCAAAGUAAUCUAAAUAAAUUUGAAACACCUUUCGAAAAUAAUUCACCAAUAACCGAAUACGAUAUUGAGAAAAUCCCCCAGAAACGUGCGGCCAGUAGGUCGUUACCGUUAACUGAAAGAAGAAAAAUUACGAAAAUUUCGAGAAUAUUCAAACCACAAUCAUCUGAUUCGGGAUUAUCCAAGACAAUAAUUCCAGAUAAUGUAACAAUCGAGAAUAAAACUUUGGUAAGAUCGUCAGCCGAAAACGAUCCAAGAAAAAUUUACAACGAAAAAAUCGACUUCCAAAAAGAGAACGAAGGUGUUUCAAGUUUAUUUGUAUCCAAAGGUACCCAUAGUGUUCAUCAAAACAAAUUUCAAACAAAUUUAAAACCAGGUAAUGAAAUCCCACAGAAACGUGUGAUCGGAAGGUCAUCAUCGUUAAAUGAAAGGAGACACUUUACGAAAAUUUCAAGAAUAUCAAAACAAUCUGAUUCGGGUACUUUGGUAUCCAAAACAAUAACUCCAGAUAAUGUAGCAGUUGAGAAUAACACUUUGAUUAGAUCAUCGGUCGAAAACGAUUAUCCUCUUGUUUCGGAUUCAAGAAAAAAUUACGAACCGAUCGGUUUCCAAAAAGAAAAUGAACGUAUUUUAAAUUCAUUUGUGACGAAAGAUACUUUUAAUGUACAUCAAAGUACUCCAAAAAAAGUUCAAAGAAAAAAUGAAACAGUUAUCGAAAUUAGUUCAUCAUCAGAAACACAAAUGGUCGAACCAUGUAAUAAUAAUACAAAAUCGAAAUUCGAUAUUAAAAAAAUCCACCAGGAACGUGCAUCUGAAGGGGUACUAACAACAGAAAAGAACAUUUCGACAAAUAAAAUGUAUGACGAAGAUUGUGAAAGAAAUAAUCAAUGGGAAACGAUCAAUUCAGAAAAAUAUAACGAAGAUGAUACAAGAAAUUCAUUUAUAUGUAAAAACUUACAAACAUCUUUCGAAAAUAAUUCAUCAGUAGAAACUCAAAAUUUCGAAACGAAUAUAAAUAAUACAGAAAUCGAUAUUGAGAAAAUCUUCCAGAAACGUGCAGCCAAUAAGUCAUCACCGUUAAUUGAACGUAGAAAAUUAACGAAAAUUUCACGAAUAUCCAAACCAAAACAAUCUAAUUUAGAAUUAUCUAAAACAGUCGAUAAUAGCUUUAGUUGCGCAACCGAGGACGAUGAUCACGAUGGUCAGCUUUUUUCAGAAUCUUAUAUCGGAAAAGUAAAUGCUGUUCGGAAAAGUAAAUGUGAAAAUUUAGAGAGAAGUCCUAAAGUUGUUUUAGAAAAUAUAAAUCCAAUACCACAUAUACAAUAUAGUUUACGUGGUCGAGUUCGAUCUGGACCGUUGAAAUAUUGGGAAGGCGAAACAUUAGAAAAACUUGUGAAAAACACAAACAACAAAGAUCAAAAAUCAAAUGAAUCUGAAGACAGAGCAGAUAAAAUAGAAGUAAAACCAAAAAGAAGGGGUCGAAAAAAAUCGAAUACGAAGAAGAAUGUAUCAGAUGCCAUAAUUCACCCCGCUCUUCGUCCCGAAAAUACACCAUAUUUAUGUCAUUCCAAAAAUGGACGUGUGAAAUUAUAUGACAGCACUGUUGAAGAACAAAUUGAUAUUGUUUUAGGCGAAGAAAAUUUUUCCAAUCUUUCUCAAUUUACAGAAUUUUAAUUUUUAUUUACUCGUUUAAUAAUUUAAUUAACAUGAUUAUUUUAAAAUUUAAUUCAUAAUUACAUUGUCUAAGAUUGCGGCUUAGGGUUGACGUCCCACAUCUCGGCAAGACUAGCGAUUAUUAAUAAUUAUAAUGGUUGUAAAUACAGGGUGCUUCUUUUUAUAUAUGUAUGAAACUCGAUAAAUUAAAAUCGAGUAAAAAUGCUUCAAACGAUAAAUUUUACUUUCAAAG
Chrysoperla carnea is the source of this 3471-nucleotide messenger RNA. Its product is annotated as MATH and LRR domain-containing protein PFE0570w-like. NCBI's taxonomy places the organism in Eukaryota, Metazoa, Arthropoda, Insecta, Neuroptera, Chrysopidae. The transcript is spliced from 9 exons. The record is from RefSeq and is a predicted model, not a curated record. The coding region runs from base 30 to 3239 and encodes 1069 amino acids.